UUUGAAGUUGAUAAUUUUGUAAUGGCCCGCGAAUGAUGUUAUAUAAAUGUCGAAAUGGCCCUUGGCAGAAAAACAGGUUCCCCAUCCCUCUUAACUACAUUAGAAAUAGUGAUUAUUAACUACGUUAUACUAGCGGCUGUUCUGCAUUGUAAGAGGUGGGGAUGCGAUAGAACCUGCAAUAGCCCAGCUCGACUGCAAUACUGUAGAAGAAUCGAAACGGCCGUCGCUCAACGUUAUCGGACGUCCGUCGCAGGCCCAAGGCGGCCAAGAGCUGUGGAAAGUAUGCCCCAUUGCGUGGCGUUGGGCUGUAGCAACAGCUCCAGGAAGGUCUUUGAGGACAAGGUCUCCUUCUUCAGGUUCCCGUACACGGACCCAGGCCUCUUGAGGCGCUGGUGCCUCAACAUCGGCCGAAAGAACUGGUGGCCGAGCCGCUUCUCCCGCCUGUGCUCCGACCACUUCACGCCGGACUGCUUUGAGGCCAAGUUCUACGACGACAGGAUCCGAGCCAUCGACGAGAAGGACCCCGUCAAGCAUCUGAGCUCCAAGACGCUCAAGAGGGGCUCCGUGCCCACGCUCUUCCUGAAAGCCCAUGCCCGAGCUAUGGACCGCAGACACCAAGGGAGACCCUUGCGCGAGUGUGAGCCCUCAAAGCCCAUGAAAAUGGCGUGCGCGGUCGCUGUACCAUUGUUGGACACGACCGGAGAUUUUGCGGCGUGGCUGGAGGCGCAGGGCGUGAACGCGGAGGUGGCCCGGGCCAUGGACUCGGAGCUGGGCAUCCGGGACUAUGGGGUCCUGCGCGCCUGCGUCAGGGACGGCCUCGUGCGGGCCGAGCUGCUGUCCACGGCGCGCGACCGCCUGCCCUUCGGCUUCUACGCCGUGCUGCGGCAGGUGGUGAAGGCCCUGCAGGGCGCUGAGCACCACGAUGCUGGGACGCCGCGCUGGGGCGACGACGCCACUGCUGUCUCCUCUGGCGACGUGACGCUGGGAGGACUGGUGGACGUGCUGCUUGCGCUGUUCAGCAGCUUGAGCCGAGAUCUGCUGUUGUGUGCACAGAAGCUAAGAGCCAUGGAUGAUCAACAAGAUCCAGCAGAUUCUCCUUCAUCUGUAGGAGCUACAAGCCCCGAAGACAUACCAGAAAUGGAUCAAUGCAACGAAAAUGAUGGGCCUGAAGUGAGCUCGGCACCAUCCAUGGAAGACAGCAAAAUCAAUUUCACAUCGGACCAGAUUAAAAUGGAACCCUUUGAAGAGUCCGUCGCCGAGUUUUCCAAUGCUGUUCUACUUCCUCAACCAUCAGAACGUGAGCCGGCAGAGCACACUUCAAGCGAGCCUCUCGGUGAAUGUCUUUUGGACGAAUCGCCUGAGCUCAUAAUCUCCAACUUGACCACAAUGCCAGAUGCAAGAACAAAUCUUACUUGUAUAGCCGACACCCGCCCUUAUCCAUGGCCGUACCCAUCUUUAGGUGAAACUAACAGUGAAAAAGACUCAGCUGCCACCAUCUCUAUCACCAUUAACACUUCUCAGCCAUUGACGCAGCAGCAACGCUUGUUUGCGUUGAGUGACCCAAUCAGGAGAUCGGUCUCGGCAAACCACAGCCAGAAGCCUUUUGCCGAUGAGAGCGAGACGUACGGGUUUCAACUUGAGAAAUCUGAUCUAGAGAGGCCCCGGCUAGAGAGCACUGGAGAAAAGCCGUACCGCUGUGAGGUGUGCGGGCAGACUUACUCGCAGAUUUGUGGCCUGAAGCGCCAUCUGCGCAUGCACACGGGCGAGAAACUCCACCGCUGCGAGGUGUGCGGGCGCGGAUUCCCGCAGUCAAGCAGCCUGAAGGUCCACCUGCGCACGCACACGGGCGAGAAGCCGUUCCACUGCGACGUGUGCGGAAUGCGCUUCUCACAGAAAAGUCACGUGAAGACCCACCAGCGCAAGCACAUGGGGGACACGGUCUAACAGCGGUGUAACAGCGGCGCAAUGCGUUCAACGGAAUCUUUUGAGUGUCUUGCCUGGUCGAUGAAUUGCCUGGUACUUUUUCCAUCCCGUGUCACCGAUUCAUUGUGCAGACUUAUCAUGCCCGUUCACCCGGGAAUGGCUCACUGAGUCUCGAUACUUUUUAAGGAGGGUCCUGCCAAGUUUUGACAGCAGCGGGUGGUGAUGCUAUGUGUAAACCCAAUUGAGUAUUUUGGAGAGAAUUUGUAAGCAUUGACAUGUAUUUUGGCUAUUAAUACCAGUUAGAUUGUAUGGUUUUUUUAAGCUAUGGGAGGAAACUGGUUAACCCAGAGGAAACCUAUGCAGAACAGGGAGAGAACAAGCAAACCCCACACAGAAAAGCGCAUGCGUUGGCACUCAAACCCAGUCGCUUCUUGUGAGGCACGACUCUCACCAGUACACCGUCCUGCUGCCAAUUGUCUCCAAUGUCACUUGGAGCUCUUGCCACGUAAAAUCUGUAAAUGUCAUCCCUCUGCGCUCUUUGGUUCCAUCACAUCAGCGGUAUUAUUUUGUAUUUGCAAUGUUUCCAGGUCCCUCAAAAAAGGCCGUUCAGCCUUUCUCUCCAAUGCCGUGCGGAAUUCAAGGCCCAGCCAGUGCAGGCAGCAAUCCUUGAUGAUGAAUGCGAUGAUUGGUCUGUAGACAGACCUUGUUGGCAUGUCUUGGCAUCUGUGACACACUAUCGCUUGAAGAGAAGUUGCACGGUCACAAUUCAUGUUCAAUUGACGUUUCUCUGAGGUCUGCUCACCAGAAUGUUUACAACAAUUAGGAGCACGAUAUGGAGUCCUAAGUGUUCAGUCAUCUUGGAGCUGCUUGUUUGGGCCAUUACAUCUAGAUGUUUAUUGCGACGAAAAUACGCAACAGGAGCAUUUUUCUACGUUUCUUUUUUAACCUGCGGGUGACUUGUUCAAUGCAUUACGUCUCACCUUAUGCCGUAGCUAUCCAUUUUGUAGGCGGUGCGACUGUACGGGGGCUUAGAGGCCGCCGGUGCCUCGGUGAAAUUGGGCAAAGGGGAUAAAUUGGACAGGGGCCAUAAUUACGUUCCUUGCACACCAGGGCCAAUGCCAAUCCGGCUUACACUACUGCUCCCACCUUAAUCACUCUUCUUUGCGUUUGCCGUUUAAGUGUGAUUGUGAAUAAACUUUUCAGUGGUGCUUCCCUUCAA
Petromyzon marinus (sea lamprey) is the source of this 3142-nucleotide messenger RNA. RefSeq lists its product as uncharacterized. Gene Ontology annotation, cellular component: nucleus. Lineage: Eukaryota; Metazoa; Chordata; Hyperoartia; Petromyzontiformes; Petromyzontidae. The record is from RefSeq and is a predicted model, not a curated record. Gene Ontology annotation, biological process: regulation of gene expression.